This is a messenger RNA of Oryzias latipes (Japanese medaka), 1419 nucleotides long. It is a transcript of the gene mmadhca, whose product is annotated as metabolism of cobalamin associated Da. Gene Ontology annotation, biological process: cobalamin metabolic process. Gene Ontology annotation, cellular component: mitochondrion. Lineage: Eukaryota; Metazoa; Chordata; Actinopteri; Beloniformes; Adrianichthyidae. The record is from RefSeq and is a predicted model, not a curated record.
GACCUCUUGUUUGUCCCUUGUCGUUUUCCGUUGUUGUUUUACCCAGGAAUACGUGCAAGUUGACGGGUUAUUCAGAAAAAGAGGAAGAGGACGAGUCAUCAUGUCCGGCAGUGUGCUCUGCGGCCGGAGCAAGUUCAUCCUGUCGCAGGCUGCUGGCCGUCGGGCGCUGGCCGCCCUGAGGCCCGCCACAGUCAGACCCUUCUCUGCUGCCAGCUCAGACGAGCCGUACAUCGCCGUGUCACCUGCAGACUCUGGUCCAAGGACCGUGUGGCCAGAUGACAGCAUGGGCCCGUUCGGACCUCAGGACCAGCGCUUUCAGCUGCCUGGUAACGUGGGGUUUGACUGCCACCUGGAGGGCAUGGGGAACCGGCCCAAGACUCCAGUCCACAAGACGGUUCCGGACAUUCUGACGGCUCCUAGCAGCGCAGAGAGACAGCAGUUCAUACUCGCCCAGUUUGUCAAUGAGUUCCAGGGAAAACUGGGUCCGAUUUCGGGCAGAGUCCACAAAGCAGAGCAGUAUUUCAACCAAGCAGACGCCGAUUGUUCCAUUAAUUCCUGUCCUGAACUUUUAAGAAAAGAACUGGAGCAGUUGUUCCCAUCGGCACCUGCCGCCUCCAUCACCGUGGUGACUGUGGCGCAGAAGGACAGCCGGCGAUUCGCUGAGACGCCGGAUCUGGACCAAGAGCACGUCCUUCAUAAGUUUGUGAGCGGCGCUAAGGAGAUGUGCUUCGCUCUGUGGACGGCGGGUUACUGGGCAGAUUUCAUUAACCCGACGACCGGAGCAGCUUUCUUUGCGUCCCCGUCGAGCACCAGCACCCUGCGGCCCGACGAGCAGCUGAGACACCUGGGCUUCCGUAUCGAGGUGUCGGGCUCGUGCACCGUCAUUCGCCACGUGCUGAACGGCUCGCCUUUGUUUGUGGGGACUGUUUUCACCAGCGCGCCCACCAACAGUGCUGCUAUCGCCAGACUACAAGGACUUUCUAACGUUCUCGACGAGGAGGAAUAGGCUUUUAUUUUUAUAUAUAUUAAAUGAAACUACAGGAAAUGUGAGCAGAAUUUAUCUGACCGUUUGGAGCGUGAUCCGUAUGGAAGGUUGGUCUGUUUGUGUCAGAAAAACUGAAAGACUCACAACCCCCACUUGAGAGUAAUUUUUCCUGCACUGCAUUCUGGGAGCAACUCGUGUGAAUUUCAGCACCGGCGACGCUCCAGAAAAAAAAAAGACUUGUUUAUGAAAGGCGAAGACGUCACAUGACCUUCUGCAGGUGGUUUUAACACAAAAUAAAUUUCAGGGUGCACACUUUAACAAACACAAUGUUGUUGCUUUUUAAUCCCUUCAACCUGCUGGACUGACUGGAUGUCAGGAAUAAAAAAAACUGUUUCCAAAUAAUCACCACAGUCCAAAUAAAGCGAUUUCUUAUG